This is a messenger RNA of Acyrthosiphon pisum (pea aphid), 738 nucleotides long. RefSeq names its product zinc finger protein 271-like. The annotation marks the transcript as partial. NCBI's taxonomy places the organism in Eukaryota, Metazoa, Arthropoda, Insecta, Hemiptera, Aphididae. Gene Ontology annotation, molecular function: RNA polymerase II cis-regulatory region sequence-specific DNA binding; DNA-binding transcription factor activity, RNA polymerase II-specific. Gene Ontology annotation, biological process: regulation of DNA-templated transcription. The record is from RefSeq and is a predicted model, not a curated record. The transcript has a single exon.
AUGGAGAAAACACUUUAUCAGUGCGAUGUCUGCGACAAGUCGUUCUCUAAAAGUAGCAAUUUUACAGCACAUCGACGCAUGCACACUGGAGAAAAACCGUACGUGUGUGAUGUAUGCGAAAAAUCGUUCUCUGAAAGUGGCAAGUUGACGAAACACAAGCGGACCCACACUGGAGAAAAACCGUACGCGUGUGAUGUAUGCGAAAAGUCGUUCUCUGAAAGUGGCAGUUUGACGAAACACAAGCGGACUCACACUGGAGAAAAACCGUACGCGUGUGAUGUAUGCGAAAAGUCGUUCUCCACAAGUACCGAUUUGACAAUACAUCGACGCAUGCACACUGGAGAAAAACCGUUCCCUUGUGAUGUAUGUGAAAAGUCGUUCUCUAAAAGUGGCAAUUUGAUAGCACAUCGACGCAUGCACACUGGAGAAAAACCGUACGCGUGUGAUGUAUGCGAAAAGUCGUUCUCUGAAAGUGGCAGUUUGACGAAACACAAGCGGACUCACACUGGAGAAAAACCGUACGCUUGCGAUGUUUGCGAUAAGUCGUUCUCCAGAAGUACCGAUUUGACGAUACAUCGACGCAUGCACACUGGAGAAAAACCGUACGCGUGUGAUGUAUGCGAAAAGUCGUUCUCUGAAAGUGGCAGUUUGACGAAACACAAGCGGACUCACACUGGAGAAAAACCGUUCCCUUGUGAUGUAUGUGAAAAGUCGUUCUCUAAAAGUGGCAAUUUGAUA